UCAAAAGUAAUGAUGUCAACGACAUUGGAACGCUGCCCUGGACAAUAUUGUGGUCGUGUCGAAUUGGAAGAUGGCUGGAGUGAAUGCGGCCCCUGUCCACGGGGUUAUCGUGUAAAUGCCAGCUACGCUUGCACCCAAUGCGAAGAUGAACUGGAUUCAUAUUCAUGGUUUUAUAUGGGUUUUAUGGCUAUGUUGCCGCUGAUGAUGCAUUGUUUCUUUAUUGAUUUGGAUGCUAAGGAUCGGAAAUUCUCUCGUAAACAAUUGAUUUUGACAUCUUGCGCCAUUGUGGAGGUCACCAUUUCGGCAAUUGUUUCCAUACUCUUAAUGGAGCCCAUGGGUGAAUUUCGUCUAUUUUCUUGUCCUGUGCGUAAAUUUUCCGAUUGGUAUACUCUAUUUUAUAAUCCAACGCCGAACUAUGAGAAAACUCUGCAUUGUACCCAGGAGGCUGUAUAUCCAUUGCAAACUAUUGUAUUGGUCUUCUAUUUCCUGUGUCUCGUGACCAUGUUUAUUAUAAGACCCAUAGUUAGUGCUGUCUUGGAUGUGAGAGGCAAGGCACCAAUAUAUGCAGCCUUAUAUUUCUUGCCUUUGAUAACUUUUGUUCAUGCAUUGGCAUGCGGUUUGAUAUAUUAUGCCUUUCCUUACAUGAGCAUUGCUAUGUCCAUGAUCUCAAAUGCUAUACAUUAUUCAAUGAAAUUGGAUCAAUCUUUUAAAGCAUUGGUUAAAUCAUCAUUUAUGGAAAUCAAGAAUUUUGUGAUUAUUUGUAUCCAAUGGUUAUUGUUGGCCUAUGGUAUUAUUGCAUUGGGUCAUCACUAUGCUCUAUUGUCGCUAGUACCAUUCCCCUCAAUAUUCUAUAUAUUGACUGUGCGUUUUACAGAUCCAGCAGAAUUUAGAGAAGUAGAGUCUCGUAGCAGUUAAGCAAUACAAAGGGGUAAAUUAAAA
Molecule: messenger RNA, 939 nt
Organism: Musca vetustissima
Lineage: Eukaryota; Metazoa; Arthropoda; Insecta; Diptera; Muscidae
Product: JNK1/MAPK8-associated membrane protein
Exons: 6
Coding region: 10-915 (301 amino acids)
Biological process (GO): response to unfolded protein
Cellular component (GO): membrane
Molecular function (GO): ubiquitin protein ligase binding
Source: RefSeq, a predicted model, not a curated record